This is a messenger RNA of Carassius carassius (crucian carp), 505 nucleotides long. Its product is annotated as apoptosis-associated speck-like protein containing a CARD. Gene Ontology annotation, biological process: innate immune response; inflammatory response; regulation of apoptotic process. The transcript has 3 exons. The coding region runs from base 182 to 505 and encodes 107 amino acids. The record is from RefSeq and is a predicted model, not a curated record. Lineage: Eukaryota; Metazoa; Chordata; Actinopteri; Cypriniformes; Cyprinidae.
CUUUCGGUUUUUCUCUGGCGCCACGGGAACUGUGCAACUUUUCUCUUUAGGUUAAACUAGUUCGUUUAAACAAGCUAAAUUUUACGAUUGCGUGUUAGAUGCGAUAUAUUAAGCGUUACAAAGUACCUGGCUGAUCGGCAUUUCAUUUUAAUUCGCGGAUCAAGGUCUGUUAUCAGAAACGAUGAGCAGCUUUGAGGCCCAGUUUGUGGAUGGCCACUUCGCUGUGCUUGUUCAGAGGGUUACCUCAGUGAUGGCAAUAGCAGAUGAACUAAAAAAUAAGAAAAUGAUACAUAAUGAAAAAUAUUCAGAGAUUGGAAAAGAACAAACCGACCAGGGCAAAAUGAGAAAGCUCUUUGAAGCACUAAAUGCUGGAGGAGACAGAGUGAAAAAUGACUUUUAUUAUGCUCUGAGAAAUCAUGAACCAUACCUCUUCAGAGAACUGGCAGGUGGUGAAGCGAUGGAUUACAUCGAUGGCCACCAGAACAACCAGCUACAGUUAAACUGA